This is a messenger RNA of Penaeus monodon (black tiger shrimp), 960 nucleotides long. RefSeq lists its product as uncharacterized. Bases 1 to 891 code for a protein of 296 amino acids. NCBI's taxonomy places the organism in Eukaryota, Metazoa, Arthropoda, Malacostraca, Decapoda, Penaeidae. The transcript has 3 exons. The record is from RefSeq and is a predicted model, not a curated record.
AUGCAUAUUUCCGUGUAUUCAAUUUUUGCCGAUGAACAGAUCAGUGUGCAAAGUAGUGUUGGUGCAGAAGGUGAGCAUGUGGAUAUUGUGGAUGGCUUUUCCUUUGUUUCUUUUAAUAGUUUGGAGGAGCUGAAUACAUAUACACAGAAACAGAGGGGGAAGUUAGAUAAGAGACACUGUCCAUGGUUGAAAAGGAAGUUGAAGAGGAGAAAGAAACUAUUGAAGGCCAAGAAGAAAGGAACGGAAGAAGUGAAGAAUUCAAAUGAAGAAAAAGGAGACCCAAGCAUAUCUAGUGAACAUUCCCAAGAAAGUAGUAGUCUUAACAUUUCUGGAGCAUUUUCAAGCAAUGAUUUGGAUACUUACCUGAACAACAAUGCACAUCUCAAUAUAAGCUAUGCCAUACCAAAGUGCAAAACGACAGAGGAGGGAGUCACUAGACUUGGGGAGGGUGAACUGCUAGAAGAUGUUAAACGAGCAGAGCUCCCAGUGAACUUUCCCAACCCAGUGCCAAGUGAGAGCCAACCCAGUGAUACAGGCAACAAUGGAGGAAGUCUACCCACAGGAGAGAUGGAAUCAUUGUCACAUGACCAGAUACAUUAUGAAGAAGUUAAUGCUAUUGAUAUCUUAUAUCCAAAAGAAAAGUAUAAGUAUUAUUAUAACAAAGAUUUAUGUAAAGAAACGAAAGCAGAUGGGUCAAAUGUAUUUGUUCGGAGAGCUGGAAAGUUGGUCCCUCUCACAAGUGUGUUCAAGAGUCAGAGAACAUCUAUGACUGAAUCCAAAAGCAAGAAAACAGUAGAGCUUGUGUAUGUUUAUGAUGGAGGGAAGCUUCUCACACUUGGUGGAUCUCUCACAAAAAUUAAACCCAUCAAACUCAGACUCAGUCCGUGCUAGAGUGGUAUUGCCAAUUGGUGUGCCACCUAUUAUCAAAGGAGAUGCUGGGCAAACAAAGACAAAGAAAGA